UCUUUCAGUAUUGAAACGACAUUAACGAAGAGAACUUCGUUUGUCAUCGCAUAUUGGGACGAAAUAAACAGAAUGUUGUCUUAAAACAUUUUCUUAAUUGAUUUUUAAGUGGAUCAUGAUUUUUUAACAUUAAAAAAAAAUAGUCAAUAGUUUACUGUGAAAAUUUUAGUUUUUUUUUAAAAAAUAGUGUGUGAAAAAUGAAUUCUAAUAUACCAGAUGAAAAUUCGAUUCCAAAUGAUGACACUUCACAAGAAAGUAAUAUUUCUUCAAAUAAUUUUUCAUCAACGAAAAAGUAUGAAAAUUCUAAGUCAGAAACUCAUCAGAAUGAAUCAUUUCCAUCUCAUGCUCAAGUAGCUAACAAUCCGGAUCAUUGUUUAGUGCCACACAAUAUAAACAAUAAUCAAUCUAAUACUCAAGAAUUCGGUGCUAGUAGAAGGAACCAAAGAUUAUCUUCAUCAAACAAUCAUCGAUGUAAUUUAGAUCACGAGAAUUCUGCUGCUUUGAAUCCAUGGACAAAUAUCGCUCACUUUCACAUUAAUGCCUCGAAAUUUCUUUGCGGUGGUUACUGCACAUUGAGACAAUUAAAUCCUAAUUUGGGAGUUUUUUUUGUACAGGAUGCCAGCUCAUCACAACCAUUAUAUUCACUUUUAACAGCAAGCAGAGAACAAUCAGGACUGCACUCUCCAUUAACAGCAGGAAUUCAAGUGACAAACGAUCAAAAUGAACUGAGUACAUCGAGAAAAAAAAUGAAAUACAGUCAUGAAGAGAGAAUGGAAAUGGAAAAUAGUUCAAAUUCUCGUAAUGCAGAAUCAUCAAAUGUGGUGCGUGGAGUUUCAGUUCAGGAUGAAAGUGAAACUAUCAGAAAUGUUUUGCCUGAAAGAAGAGUUUGUAGUAAGAGACAUAAUCCGGGUUGUAGAAAAUUGCGGUCCUCUUCAUUGAAUUCAACAAGUGCACGAGAACAAUCAGGAGAGCAUAAGACGAAAUGUAGAUCAAGUUCAGGAAUUUCUGAAAAUUCAAGAAGAGCUUCACAACAAGGAAAUGAAAUUGGUACCACAGACUCAAACGAAGACGGCAAUGAAGGAUUUUAUUGUAAAAAAUCGAAAAGAAGAAGAAGAGCUGCAAGGCAAGAAUUUAAUCAAAACGAAAGUCCAGUGAAUGUUUCUGAUUUGAAUCCUUCCAUCAGUUAUCAGGAAACAUUAAAAAUUUUACGCUUCAUGUUGUCCGGAAGAACGUCAAAUAAUCAAUUAAAAGCCAUUGCGACAAACCAAAAUAAUUAUCUGAUGUUAAUUGAAUAUCAUUUCUUUUUGCAUCCGUACAAUAAUCCAGAACAGUUGAUGAGCCAUAGAGAAAGAUCUCAGGCACGACAGAGAACACGACGACCACGGAUCUUAAACGAAGAAUCACACACUGAAUCUAGACGCAAUAGUUAUGACGGAAAAUUAAAAAUCUUUAGAUCGCAAGUAAAACCAUUGGGUGAAGCUCCAAAAAAUGUUGAAUUUCAUAUCAGGCGGAAUUAUAUUUUCAAAGAUUCAUUUUGUUAUGUUAGUACAAUUGAUGAGGUGGAAAAAUUAAAGGCAAAAUUAUGGAUUUCUUUUGAAGAGGAACCUGGAUUAGAUUAUGGUGGAGUUAAACGUGAAUGGUUUUGUCUUUUAUCACGAGAAAUCUUUAAUCCUGAUUAUGGAUUUUUCAAGUGUAGUUCAACGCAAAAUAACUAUUUGGAGAUAAAUCCUGAUUCUGAAUCAUUUCAUCAUAAUCAUUUGGAAUAUUUUCGAUUUAUUGGACGAAUAGUUGGAAUGUCACUCUAUCAUGGCAGUCUUAUUGACGCCUCGUUUUCGCCAAUAUUUUACUCAACACUUUUAAAUAAGAAAAUAUCAUUAGAGGACAUUGAAAAAGUAGAUCCAGAAUAUUACAAGAAUCUCUCCUGGAUUUGUGAGAAUGAUCCUGCGGAAUUAGGAUUGGAUUUUACUGUUACAGACAGAGUUUUAGGAAAACUUAUGAAUAUUGAAUUAAUACCAAACGGAACGAAUGUGCCAUUAACAAAUGAGAAUAAAGAAUUUUAUAUUGAACAUAUUAUAAAUUGGAAAUUCGUUCGUCGAGUGAAGGGACAAAUGGAAGCACUUCACAAAGGUUUUUAUGAUUUAAUACCAAAGGAGGCGAUUGUAAUAUUCACUGAAAAUGAACUCGAGAAACUUAUCUGUGGUACACAAGAAAUUGAUGCAAAUGAUUGGAAAAUGAAUACUAAUUAUUCAGAAGGUUAUUCCUCCAAGCAUCAAACGAUAAAAUUCUUUUGGGAUCUUGUUCAAAGUUUCAAUAAUGACAUGAGGGCAAAACUUUUACAAUUUGUCACUGGAUCAUCGAAAGUGCCAAUGAAUGGUUUCAAAAAUUUAUACGGAAGUAAUGGACCAUUAUUAUUUUCCAUUCAGAAAUUUGGAUCAAUUGAUUCACUUCCGAGAUCUCACACUUGUUUCAACCGACUAGACUUGCCGCCUUAUGAUUGUUACAAACAAUUAAAAAAUAAGUUAAUUUUCGCUAUUGAAAAUUGUGCUGGAUUUGGCGGCGUAGAUUAAAAAAAAAUAAAUUUUCUCUCCUCUUGAAAAUUAAAAUAUAAGUAGUGAAAUAAUUAUUGUAAACAUCGACCUUGAAUUUCUUUACCUAUACUGUAAAGAAAAUAAAUUUCAUAAAAAUAGAAAAUAAACUAAGAAAAUUUCAGUGAAA
Molecule: messenger RNA, 2715 nt
Organism: Leptopilina heterotoma
Lineage: Eukaryota; Metazoa; Arthropoda; Insecta; Hymenoptera; Figitidae
Product: E3 ubiquitin-protein ligase pub1-like
Exons: 19
Coding region: 198-2567 (789 amino acids)
Molecular function (GO): ubiquitin-protein transferase activity
Source: RefSeq, a predicted model, not a curated record